AAAUAUAUUACAGAAAGCAGGAUGUCUGUAUACAGACAUCCCGGGAUGCAAUGUAAACAGCAUCCUUCAUGCUAUCAAUACGUGAGUCAAUAUAUCGGGCAAUAAUUGAUCAAUAUAUCUAAUUUCAUAGCUAGUGGCAUCAGAUGCUGUCCACGAUAUGUCGGGCGAUAAUUGAUCCAUAUAUCGACUAAAUAGCUACUCUGAUCAGUGUUUUUCACAAACCCGAUAUAUCGGGUACGAUAUCGAGUCGCUCGCUAUCAUACCCGAUGUAGCUACCAUCGGGUAUGAUAGCGAGUAUCAAUAAAAGUGGUACGGAUAGCUAGCUACCAUAAGCUGAUAUUGCCCGAUAGCAUAUUUUUAUAGCUAGAUAUUUUCAAAGGCAUUUUUUUGCUUGAGAAUUGUCAUUAAGGUCUGCCGGAUCUAUGUUUUUUGGCUUCGGUUCUGUAGAGAAAACUUGUAUUUGGUACCCGUCUCGUGGUUCCGUUAAUAUUUGUCGAAAGUAGCGCUGGUAGUUUUUGUGUGAGUUAUUUCUCGCAAAAAUAGUCUUGAAUUGUAAAAGGGUACAGAAACUAAGAUAUUUUAAUGCGGCAUACAAUGGUGUUUUCAGAAAAAUCUGGUUCCGAUCCCGAUCUUGUUAAUGGUCUUGCGAGACUCGAAUACAACUGAGUCCAGAACCGUCCCGCACACCUCUAGAAUGAAGAUAUUGAAAAUGACGCUCCUGGAAAAGAAUUUGAUAUCACCAAUUAAUAACUAAUGAACAAAUGAUAAUACUUAGAAUUUCUUUAGCAAACGUUUAUCAUCCUCAUGUGCAAGUAAAUGCGUGUAUGGUUUAAUCAUUAUACUGAAUUUAUCUACAUGGAUAGAUUUGAAUGGUCUUUUUAUAGAAUUACCCCUGAUGGUACAAGCAACACCUGAGAAAUGGACAUUACCUUCUACGAUGUCACUUGUCAUCAGUCUGGCUAAUAUAUUCCCAUUAACCAUUAUCGCGUUAAAGUGCUGGCUGGGCAGUCGUUUUACGGAAAUACCAUUUAUGUACAUAAUUAUUGGUGUUGGUAUUAUCGCUUGUACAGCAAUCGGUGUUGGAUGGAAAAUAACAAUGUUCGUGUUUAAUGCUGAACGAAGUAUUUGUCUAAUCAUCGCUGUAUUUUCAUUAGCAAUACUUGAUUGUUCAUCAAGCUUGGUAUUUCUGGAUUAUAUGAAACGGUUUCAUACGUCAUUCUUAACAGCGAUGUUUUUUGGUGAAAGUUUAACUGCAACAAUGCCAACAUUUUUAGCAUUAUUGCAAGGUGUUGGUGGAGAAAUCACAUGUACAAGAAAUAAUUCUGUAACCAAUCUAUUUGAGCCAGUUUAUAGCGAACCAAGAUUCAGCGUUUCGAUCUUUUUCUUUCUAUUAUCGGGUAUAAUAACGUGUUCGUUUAUUGCAUUUGUAAUACUAAGAUGGACAUUACUUGUUUAUAUUGCUAAUGCUGAACCAAAGGUAAGAGAAAGCUAUUUUUGA
Molecule: messenger RNA, 1498 nt
Organism: Didymodactylos carnosus
Lineage: Eukaryota; Metazoa; Rotifera; Eurotatoria; Philodinida; Philodinidae
Source: the annotation of a GenBank genome assembly